Messenger RNA from Eupeodes corollae, 2421 nucleotides. It is a transcript of the gene cry, whose product is annotated as cryptochrome-1. Bases 439 to 2046 code for a protein of 535 amino acids. The record is from RefSeq and is a predicted model, not a curated record. Gene Ontology annotation, biological process: circadian regulation of gene expression; entrainment of circadian clock by photoperiod. NCBI's taxonomy places the organism in Eukaryota, Metazoa, Arthropoda, Insecta, Diptera, Syrphidae. Gene Ontology annotation, molecular function: DNA binding; FAD binding. The transcript has 5 exons. Gene Ontology annotation, cellular component: cytoplasm; nucleus.
GGUCACCAUCUGCCGCUGCUAUUGGCACAGGGCAGGGUAGGGGGUGUACAAUAUUCAUACAUUACAAUGCAAAAUUAUGCAAUUUUUUUCUUCUUCUGAUUGCGAUUGCGAGUAGGAGUGAGAGAGAACACAUUUUGCAUUAGAAAAUCGCGCGGUGCGGUAUAAAGAAAAUCCACAAUUUUCCUGAGUGGGUAUCUCUAUCUAUUUUUCUGUAUAAAGGUACGAGUAUUGAAUCUGAAACUUGUAAAUCAACCCUUGUUUUGUACUCGUACUUGCAGUGCUCUUUCGAAGCUAUAGUUCUAUACAAAAUAGAUGCUUUAGUGGAGGUUACUAUAUUCGUUCUCGAGACGUUAUCAGAGAAAGAUCGUUAAAGUGCAAAAAAAGAAAACAAUUUAUUGAGUUUUUUAAAAAACAUAAAAUUGGUUUUAUAUUCAAAGAAUGAAAACCAAUAUCAUUUGGUUUCGACAUGGUCUUAGGAUCCACGAUAAUCCGGCCUUGUGUGAGGCGAUAGCCGAUAAUAGAAAUGAAACUAGAUUGUUGCCGUUAUUUAUAUUCGAUGGCGAAAGUGCAGGAACAAAGUGUGUGGGUUACAAUCGGAUGCAGUUUCUCCUUGAUUCCCUAAAUGAUUUAGAUAAAAAGUUUCGUGCAAAUGGAGGACAGCUAUACAUCAUCUGUGGUAAUCCCACAGAUAUUUUUAGACGUCUGCACAGUUAUCUGGGAAUUGGAAAAAUCUGCUUCGAACAAGAUUGUGAACCUAUUUGGAGUAAAAGAGACAACGAUGUUAAGGACCUUUGCAUUAAAAUGGGCAUACAAGUAGUUGAAAAGGUUUCGCAUACUCUUUGGGAUCCAAGAAUUGUUAUCGAUACCAAUGGAGGAAUAGCACCGCUAACUUAUCAAAUGUUCUUGCAUACAGUUCAAGUGAUAGGACUUCCUCCCAGGCCCUUACCUGAGCCUGAUUGGUCAGGUGUUCAAUUUAUAAAUCUAUCUGAUCACCUCCGAAAGGAUUUGAAUGUUUUCAAAGAGGUUCCUCAGCCAGAGUAUUUCGAUGUUUUUCCAGAAAGUUUAGGAUAUGUUGCUAAAGUCGUAUGGAAAGGUGGUGAAAUAGAAGCGCUGCGUCACCUUACAGAACGCUUAAAAGUUGAAGAAAAUGCUUUCAAAAAUGGAUUCUAUCUACCGAAUCAAGCAAAUCCCAACAUUUUGGAAUCACCAAAGUCUAUGAGUGCUCAUUUGCGUUUUGGUUGCUUAUCGGUUAGACGCUUCUAUUGGGAUAUUCACGAUUUGUUUGAAAAAGUCCAUCAAAGCUAUGGCUUCACUCCAUCUGGUGGUGCUCAUAUAACUGGUCAGCUAAUUUGGAGAGAAUAUUUCUACACCAUGUCUGUAAAUAAUCCCAACUAUGAUCGCAUGGAAAACAAUGAGAUUUGCUUGACUAUACCAUGGGCGGAAACCUGUCAGGAUCAAUUGAUUAAAUGGAAAAUCGGUGAAACUGGAUUUCCAUUGAUUGACGGAGCAAUGAGGCAGUUAUUGGCAGAAGGAUGGUUGCAUCAUUGUUUGCGUAAUGUAGUGGCAACUUUUUUAACACGUGGUGCUUUGUGGCAGUGUUGGGAACAUGGGCUUCAACACUUUUUGAAAUAUCUCCUAGAUGCUGAUUGGUCGGUUUGUGCUGGAAAUUGGAUGUGGGUGUCAUCUUCGGCUUUUGAAACACUAUUGGAUUCUUCGAUUUGUACCUGUCCAAUUGCUUUGUCAAAGAGAUUAGAUCCAAAUGGGGAGUAUAUAAGGCAAUAUAUUCCAGAGCUGGCAAACAUUCCUAAGAAAUAUAUCCAUGAACCGUGGAAAGCCCCACAAGAUGUUCAAGAACAAGCUGAGUGUAUUAUUGGAAUUCAUUAUCCAAAACGCAUAAUUGACUUAAAUGCAGCCUCAAAACAAAAUAAUAUGGCCAUGAAAGCACUUAGAAAUGCACUGAUCGCCGACGGUGCUCCCGAUGACGGUCCACCACAUUGCCGACCGUCCAAUGAAGAAGAAGUCCGUCAUUUCUUUUGGCUCAACUAAUUACAUAUGUACCUACGACCAACAGUUCCUGUUUUAUGGAUAAACACAUCAAAGCUGAAAACAUUAAAAACUAAUUGACAACAAUUUAAAUAAUAUCAAAUUCAGAAUGUUAUACUUCGUUAAAAGUAUUUUUCAUGGUUACAAUUACUAAAUACAAUGUUGAGAAUCAAUCAAUAAGCGAGUAAAAUCAAACCUUCAAUGCCACACAUUUCCUGUAAUAGGCUGCACAUUAAUAUUUUAAUUUCCGCGCCAUCUCAUAAUAUUAGCUAUAGCUUUUAUAUCCAUGAAAAUCAUUGACAAAUUUAAGGUCUAGGCUAAGGUGUAUGAAAGAAUCUUUUUGGUUUGCAAAAUAAAAAAUUCAUCACAAACCCACAA